AUGGCGGCGCUAAUGGAGAAGCUGGCGGCGCACGAGGACGAGGAGCUGUGUCGGGUCGGCGACGAGGUGGCGCUGCUGCGCGACCGGAUCAGGUUGCUGCAGGCGAUCAUCCGCACCAAUGACGCCAACCGGGCCGGUCGCCGCGAGGGGCAGUCCCGCGUCUUGGGCCGCCAAAUGCGCGACAGUGCCUUCGGUGCCGAGGACGCGCUAGAUGACGUGAUGUUCCAGCACCAGGUUGCCUUAAAAAGUCAAGGUUGCCGGAACUCAAGAACACAAGUAAGAUACUUCAUUGGCUUCUUUGCCCGGAUCAUGGUUCGCCGUAGGUUGUGUGGUCAAAUCACAAGCAUCAUGAGCACGCUACAAAACAUCUUGGAUCAGCAAAUGAACUACAUGGUUGAGCAAACACCAUCAGUGAUACUGGCAUCUUCCACCACAGCCAUUGCAGCGUGGAGGGAUGACCUGGAGAACGCCAUGGGGUUUGACAAGGACAUGGAGGUUCUUAAGAGGAUGUUGGUCCAUAAAGACAAGGAUAGUCUCCACCGAAUGUUCAUCUCCAUAGUUGGGGAGAGUGGUGCCGGAAAGAACACACUCAUAAAAAAAGUUUUGCAUGAUGCCAUAUGUUCAAAUACAGAUGUUUUAAUCAGGUAUGACAUGCAACCUGGCUCCAGCAUGGGAGAUCUUCUUACCCAUGUGUACCAAAUCGCAUUGGGACAAUUGGCAGAUCACUAUCAUGAAGAUGAAGGAGAAGUGGAAGAUAAGCUUAGUCACCUCCUAGCUGGGAAGAGUUACAUAUUGAUUUUGGGUGGGAUAUCCUCCAAAACCACCCUAAACCAUCUGAGGGCGAGCCUACCGGAUGACAAUAAUAAUGGCAGUCGUGUGGUGCUAAUAUUGGACACUGAAAAUGAAGAAGUUGCUUGGCAUGCAAAUACCAUGAACAAAGAUGGCAAUAAUGGGGUACACAUGCUGACCUGUUUGGACCGAGCUAGAAGUUGGCAGUUAUUCUCUUGGAAAGUUCUUAGGAAAGGGCAACAUGACUCAUCGUCAUCGAUCUAUGAGAAGGGUAGCAAUCAGAAGGAGGAGGAGGCUCGAGAUAAUUAUGGGUCUUCCCAUGAGGUGGACAAAAAUGAGGAGGAGCAGGAGGAGAAGAAGGAUGAUCGAGAUAAUUAUGAUCCAUCCCACAAAAAGGGAUGGAAUAAGGAGGAGGAUCGAGAUAAUUAUAGAGCCAUCUUCCGACAUGACCAAGUUGGUGUGGAAGAGGACGAUGAGAAGUACAGAUAUGAAAAUUGCAAGAGAACUAUGCACGAGGUGACUAGAGGAUAUCCCAUGGCAAUUGUGCUUCUAGCCGGACUUCUCCGGUUCAAGGAGAGGCCGGUCCAGUGGGAUGAAGUGCUGCAGGAACUCGGUACUUCAAGGAACAGCUACUACCAGCACCAAAUGUGCAACACAAGAAGGGCGAUGGAAACCAUCUUCUGGGCAAGCUUUGAGGACCUCCCUGAAGACCUCAAGUCAUGCUACCUCUACCUCGCCGGCUACCCUGAGGAUAAAUGCCAACAUGCCGAUGAGAUCAUUCGGAUGUGGAUAGCGGAAGGCUUCAUCAACAACAAGAGGCUGCUCCAUGGGAAGUCGCUGGAGGAUGUGGGACAUGACUACCUCAAAGAACUUGUCUUGAGAUGUCUUGUUGAGCUAAAGGAGACAAAACCUGGUGGUGGCAUCAUGCGUGUGAGGGUUCACAGAAGCAUCCUGGGGCUGCUACGGUCAGAGGUCGUCGAGGUUAGCUUUAUGGAUAUCGUCCACAAUGUCACAGAUGAUGUCCUUGUGCCGCCUCUGGUGCGCCGCAUAUUUAUUGAGAGUGACAACAAUGCAAUGUACUCCACCCACCAGAAAUUCAUGAAGCUGCGUUCCUUCAUAUGUCACAUCAAUGAGAAUAAGCACAAAGAAGCAGAGGCCCAAUGGAGGUGUACAGGAAACAAGUCUUUGCAUGAAGGUCUCAAGUUUCUUCGUUGGUCUAAAUUCCUUCGUGUAGUCUCUGUGAAGGGGUUGAGGCUUAAGGAGGUGCCAGAUGAGCUUGGUGACAUGAUCCACUUGCGGUAUCUAUGCAUCGACUGCCCCGACCUAUGCUACCUCCCACCGGGCAUCGGUAGGCUUCCCAAUUUGCAGACACUUGAUGUAAGCAACACCCAGGUUGAGGAGAUUCAUCGGGAUUUCUGGAAGAUCAAGACGUUGCGGCAUGUGCUUGCUAAGAGCCUCACACUUCCAACAACAAUGACUAUGCCAGCAGGUGGGGAAGAAGAUGAUGAGGAAGGUGGCGAGCUACAGACACUCCACGGCGUAAAGCCCGCCGCCCCAGGAUCGGAAGGUGAGUGGGGCAUAAGGAGUUGUCCAUUGGACAGGAUGACAAACUUAAGCUCGCUGGACAUGCAUAGUUUCCAAUAUGCGACACACGGAGGGCCUGCCCUCGGGGCUGCUCUGCAUAAGAUGCAUCUACUUGAGCACCUAAAACUGCAAGGUGAUGAGAUCCCCUCAUGCGUCUUCACCGAGCCAGGCCUUCGACGUCUCCAGACCAUGGUGCUGAAUGGAACUGUCAAGUGGGACGACAUCGCCUACCCGACGACAGAUCCUCUUCUUCUUCGCAAGGUCCGUCCGAACCUCAUCCAGCUCAAACUCAAUGAUGCCAUCAAGGUGCCACAGACCAUCAGAGACCAGCUGGGCGAGAUAUUAGUCCAAGAAGAGAACUGA
Triticum turgidum subsp. durum (durum wheat) is the source of this 2736-nucleotide messenger RNA. Lineage: Eukaryota; Viridiplantae; Streptophyta; Magnoliopsida; Poales; Poaceae. The record is from the annotation of a GenBank genome assembly.